AUGUAAACAAAGCGGAAUAUUUUGAAAAUUUUAAAAGAUGUGAAAAUGACAGGGAUUCAAACUUCUUUUUGUUUUUAAAUUUAUGAAGUAAACUCUGCAAAAACUUAAGAUCAGUUUGAAAAUUCAUAAAAAUGGACUUUUGACAGAAGCUUUCAUUUCAAGGUUCUAAAUUCUAGCGAGUUGUGCAGCAAAAUGGAGCGAGAUCGACCAGAGUAUAUGUCGGCUGAAGACUUGAGAAAUAGAUUAUACCACAGUCUAAGAGACAGAGGAUUAUUCGAUUCUAUAAAGAGUCAGCUGAGAAAUAAAUUGGUAACAGAACUACAACAAACAACAAAGGGACACCUUUCGGAGAGAACCGCUAAAGAUGCAGAAGAGGGAUCCUUGUUACACAGAGCGUCAAACAGCCUGGUGGCAGAACAUUUACGACACUGCAAAUAUGACUACUCGCUUAGUGUGUUUUUACCAGAAAGCUCAACAGUUAGAGAUAAAAUUUUUACAACCCAUGACCUUCUGCAAAUCCUUGGAGUCAGUUCCCAAUCAAGAUUAUAUCGCAAAAUGGCAAAAGGACAAUCUGAUUCAAACAAGAAAGGAUUUUUAUGGCAGCUACUGUGUGAAUUAUCUGCCCUCCACUCUAAUGCAAUGCAGGAAACCGGAACUCAAACAGAUCUCAUCAAAAUUGGAGUUGUGUCAGCACUUGAUGAGAAGCUUGGAGAAAUGGAAGACUUUUACUCUUCUAAAAGAGAUGAAAAUUUCCGAAUCGGUGCUACAGCUAUGGAAGAGAGACUGAUGUCAUUUCAGAGACAGCUGGAGGAGAGGUACAGAACAGACCUGAAACUGGAGGUGGCCAGAAUUAAGGACAGUGAAGCAGCAAGGAUUAGACUGGAGGAGAAGGAACAAUGUAGAAGGGAGUUUGAUCAACUAAGAAGAGAGCUUGAGAGAACAUAUCAACAGAAAACUGAUUCACUUCUACAGAAAGAAAGAAAUUCAAUUGAAAGAAUGCAAAGGGAACAGGAGAUACAUGAGAAGGAGAUUUACACUCAGAGGCAGUCAAUAUUGGAAGAAAUUGAGAUUUUACGCAAGAGAGAAGCAGAGGUCAAAAGGGCAUCAGAAACUAACGAGAGGGAAAGGAAAUUAAAUGAACAAAGGGUGAAAGACAGGGAGACAGAUCUCCGGCGUAGAGAACAGGAAGUGAGGAGGAUGGAGGGGGAAUACGAACAAAAGCUAAAGAAUGAAAUGACAAAAUUCAAAGUGGAGGAACAAGCUAAGUAUAUGGAGAGAUCACAGAACCUGGAGAUCAGGGAGGCGAGGGCCAGAGAUGAGGAGAGAAGAAUUAGAGAUGAACAAGAAAGAAUUCAGAGUAUCAGAGACGAACUGAAAGACAAAACAAUGAGAAUCAAUGAAUUGGAGACAAGGCUGCAGGAGGAGAAACAUGGAGAAGUGUCAGCUGUGAGACAGAACGAGUUACUGAAUGCAAAACUCAGAGAUAUGGCUGACUACAGAGUCAUGAAGGAACAAAAUGCUGUUAUGAAAAAUGAGCUUGAAACUCUUCGAACAAGACUAUCAGAGGUCAUGCAGAUGAACGAAAGAGAAAGGGGAAGACAGGAGGAGAUGAUGAAGGAGAUGAGACGACCGACGCCGGAGACUCUGAUGUUACAGCGGGAGCUGGAGAAAGCCAAGGAGAGUCUGAGACAGGAACAGACGCUGUCUAACGCCGCCAAACAACAGCUGGAGAAACGACUUCAGGAGGAGAUGGACAGAAACAGGGACUUACUGAGAAGGUUUGAGGAUCAGACAUUACAGAUGAAGGAGAUGAACCAGGAGUUAGUGGACCUGAGGGCUCAGCUGUCUAUCACUCAUAGAGCAUUAACAAAUGAAGUAUAUAGGAAACCACAUGAAGAAGGAACUAAUAUGAAUCGUUCCGUUUCCUUCCGUAUUCCAAAUCAGCCCAGAGAAGCCCCCCAGGAGGAGGAGGACAGGGAAGAGGAGGAAUAUCUGGGGCUCCCGGGGUCUCAGUUUGCCUCCAAACAGUCCAGUCCCCGCCGCCCCAACAGACAGAGGGAGGAGUAUGAUGAACAUGAUGUUUACAAUGAUAUCGAGGCUGAGUUUGGACUGCCCUCUACUGGAAAGAGGAGGCUUUACCCAGCAUUCUCUGAAGAUGAUGUUUCUUCUACUAACUCAGCAGAUGUAGUGGCUGAGGCCAAAUACAGACUCAAAAGUUUAGAGAGAGAGGCCCAGAAUUUAGAGUCAGCUUACAGAGAUUUCCAUUACAAACUGUCCAACCCGUCAUCCGGUCCCAUAGAACGGUCAAAAUCUGACAGAGUUACUGAGGAAACUCAGCUGAAAAAACAAGAGCAUGAAUCUCAGAGUCAGAGAAGAGUUGCCUCCCCUGUGGCCAGUCCUAUACAUCGCCCAUUGUCCUCCACGCCUUACCAAGGGAGACAAUCCGGCUCUGGUGGAAAUCUCAAUGAUAGCCUACAUGAGUUGACAGGAUCGGGGGCUGAGAGGAAGGCGCCACCUAGGUUUGACCUCUCUACAAUGUCAGAUGAUGGAAAUCACAAAGAGCCAAGAGUUGAAGAACGGCCUCGACCUAUUACAGUAUCUGACCUUGAGGCUAGACCAGGGUCACCUGGCAUUGUAGUAGUUCCAGGGUCAAGGUCAAGUGAAGAUGAACUGUCACCCAAACCUGAAACAGCUGCUAUAGUGACUGAGGCUGCUACCCCGCUAAGGGCCCCUCCUGGGGGUAGACUACAGCCCAUCUCAUUGGACAGUGCCUGGAAAACUCCCGCACAAGAUGACAAAUCAAAUGAAGAAGAGAAGAGAAAGGAAGAAGAGAGAAGAAGAAAGGAGGAAGAGGAUUUGAAGAGAUGGGAAGAAGAGAGAAGACAGAAAGAGGAAGACAGGAAGAGGAGAGAGGAGGAGCUCAGAGAGAAAGAGGAGAGGGAACUAAAAAAACUGGAGGAAGGUGUUGAAUCAGAGAAGUCUGAGGCAGCCAAGAAGGAGCCAGAAAUAGACCCUGUGAUGAAACAGUACAUGGAGAUGGUCCAGCAACAAAAGGAAAAGGAGGAGGAAGAGAGAAAAAUAUCAAAAAGAAAGAUUGCCAAGAAACCAGUGGAUGUGUGGUCAAAAGGCUCCAACAGUGUAGCAGAUACACAGUCUGAAUUCUCUGUAGCUGAAGACAUUCAGAGCAAUAAUGGAUCUGAUGAUGAUUUCGGUUGGUGAUGCCAGUAUAAACUCUGACAGGAACCCUUACUAUUGGAUAAUUGUUGGCCAUCCAUAAACAGUCACUUAUCUGUGAUAGACUAUUCCAAUUUUUCUUAGAAAGAAUUUGUAUAAAUAUUUUAUUUUAAGUUAUUGUACAUGUAGAUUGUUUCC
Messenger RNA from Saccostrea cuccullata (small rock oyster), 3372 nucleotides. RefSeq names its product centriole and centriolar satellite protein OFD1-like. Gene Ontology annotation, cellular component: ciliary basal body; centrosome. NCBI's taxonomy places the organism in Eukaryota, Metazoa, Mollusca, Bivalvia, Ostreida, Ostreidae. The record is from RefSeq and is a predicted model, not a curated record. Gene Ontology annotation, molecular function: protein binding. The transcript is spliced from 30 exons. Gene Ontology annotation, biological process: epithelial cilium movement involved in determination of left/right asymmetry. Bases 193 to 3219 code for a protein of 1008 amino acids.